UUUAAGUCUUGCAUUCAACAGGAUCUACUAGUGUCUGGAAGAGGCAGGAGUUCAUCCACAUGUUCAUAAACGGAGACUUCAAAUUUGGACCAGGGUUUCGGCUCAACAGCUAACAAUGAAGAAGGAAAUUGCAGCUGUGGUGUUUUUCCUUAAGCGGUUGAUUAAGAAGGCAGAGAAGUUGGAAGCAGAGAAAGUGGACCUGUUUGUGGAACGACUGACUGUGGCUUUGCAGGAGAAGUUUAGGGGUCACUGGUAUACGGACAACCCCAGCAAGGGCCAGGCUUUCAGGUGUAUUCGAGUGAAUCGAUUCCAUAAGGAGGAUGCAGAAUUGCUGCGGGCCUGUGUGGAGAGUGGGGUGCAGUACACAGAUCUUGGCCUCCCUAAAGAGCUCACAUUGUGGGUAGAUCCAGGACAGGUGUGCUGCAGAUACGGUGAAAGGAAUCUUGCCUUCACGGUGGCAAGUUUCUCAAGUGACGACAAUGAUGAUAAGGAAGAUGUUACGAAGAAGGUGACAAGUGCUGUAGAGAGAGUGACAUCUGAUUAUCAUUCAGGAUCUUCUUCAGAUGAGGACAAUGGUUGCAGGGAGCCAAGAUACAUCACUGGCUUCUCCCAUCGCCCUCCUUACCAGCUUAUCUACCCUGCAACUCCUAUGUGGCACCCGGGAUCCAGGAGGAAUCUCGGUCAAGGAAAAGGACAUGGCCCUCCUCGGCCAAACUACCCUCCCCGACCCCCAGUGAGACACAACCUCUCCUUCAAACCAAAUGGCUGGGUAUCUCAUAGCUAUCGCAGCAAGCAUGGAUACUGGCCCAACGCACCGCCAUAUUCGGCUGUGCAGCCGGAGCAGCUACUGUAGCGAUGUUGACAGGAAGGAAGAGGUUUUUGAGUAUACCACUAAGAUGACUGACCAAAUUUUUAAAACGUAUUUUUGUAGUUCAAUUGUCACUUUUUUCCCUUCAAAUUUGACUUGUAUUUUUUUAAAGUAACAUAACUCUUUGCACUUUAGAGGAUUUGUAAUCAAGUGUUUAUAACUUAAUCUUUGUAUGUGUUGGAUUAGGAAUAUUUUUGAGUAUUUGAAUAUUUUAUAGUUAAGGAAUUAUGUACUGUAUUUAUGUUAAAUGGGAUUAUUUACUGAUACUUUAGUGAUUUAGUUCAGAUUAAGUGACCAAAUGUUUUAUUUAUUCACAGUGAUGUAUGUAUUACUCGGACUACUUAAAUUAUGGAUUACAUUAAAAUACAAUUUCUAAUCAAAUUCAA
This is a messenger RNA of Electrophorus electricus (electric eel), 1254 nucleotides long. It is a transcript of the gene btg3, whose product is annotated as B-cell translocation gene 3. The record is from RefSeq and is a predicted model, not a curated record. Gene Ontology annotation, cellular component: nucleus; cytoplasm. NCBI's taxonomy places the organism in Eukaryota, Metazoa, Chordata, Actinopteri, Gymnotiformes, Gymnotidae.